This is a messenger RNA of Setaria italica (foxtail millet), 928 nucleotides long. Its product is annotated as glutaredoxin-C5-like. NCBI's taxonomy places the organism in Eukaryota, Viridiplantae, Streptophyta, Magnoliopsida, Poales, Poaceae. The record is from RefSeq and is a predicted model, not a curated record.
AGCAAAGAGCCAAAGACACACUCGACCUUGCUCUCGCAAAUUGCACACCGGCCGCUUAGCUACUAGCAUAGCUAGCUAGCCCUUUGAUCUCAGCAGCCAUAGCAUAGGAAGCACCGGCGGCAACGAACAGAGAGCGACAAUGCAGUACGGCGCGGCGGCGGCGGAGCAGGCGUGGUACAUGCCGGUGGUGGCGCCGGCGGCGGCCGCGGAGACGGCGGCGGAGCGCGUGGAGCGGCUGGCGUCGGAGAGCGCGGUGGUGGUGUUCAGCGUGAGCACCUGCUGCAUGUGCCACGCCGUGAAGCGGCUCUGCGGCAUGGGCGUGCACCCGGCGGUGCACGAGCUGGACCUCGACCCGCGGGGACGCGAGCUGGAGCGCGCCCUCGCCUGCCUCCUCGGCGCCGCCGCCGGGCCCGGGGCGGCGCCGGUCGUGCCCGUCGUGUUCAUCGGCGGCAGGCUGGUCGGCGCCAUGGACCGCGUCAUGGCCGCGCACAUCAACGGCUCCCUCGUGCCGCUGCUCAAGGAGGCCGGCGCGCUCUGGCUCUGAGCUCGCCGCCGGCGCGCGCGGCGCCAUUAUUGCUAGCCGCUGCUCGGAGCUAGUUAUUGUAGGGCAGAUUAAAGUAAUACAUCAUCCACAGUUCAGUAGUGAGUGAAUCGAUCAUAGAGUGAGUGAGUGCGUGCUUGUGUGCUUGUGUGUGUGAUCAGAGAGAGGUCAGUGAUUUUUUUACUGAUGCUGCCUGCCUCCGUCUUGUGUGAGUGUGAGUGAGUGUGGUAGAGCUGGCACGUGCUUGCAUGCUCACACGUACACGGGUGUGUGAGCAAUGCUUGCUGGAUUGCUGCUGCUUGGUGCAAGAAGAGAUCUAGCUACCUAUUUAGUGUUAUCAUCUCUUCUAUCAACCUUAUUAAUCAGUUUGGCUUGCCUUAUUUUUCA